Messenger RNA from Microthlaspi erraticum, 627 nucleotides. Lineage: Eukaryota; Viridiplantae; Streptophyta; Magnoliopsida; Brassicales; Brassicaceae. The record is from the annotation of a GenBank genome assembly.
AUGGGUUCAUCGCCUUCUGAGCCAAGCUCUGAGUCUAGUGAGAACUCACCAAGGUCAGGCUCAUAUGGUUCUCUAGCGGUGGAAGAAGGGCGAAAGAGUCUCUCCAGUGCAAUGUGGCGAACUACACGAACUAGGCGUGAGAUGAAGCAAGAUUGGCACUUGAUGAUAGGAUUUGUGUGUGGGUGUGAAAGAUAUGAAAUGAGAUGUGGUGGAAUGCAACAGUGGUAUAUGAUGAGGUGCGAUUUCCAUCACUUCCAUGUGGAGAAUCGCCUAAUGGACAUACAAGCCAGGGCCUUUAAAUACAAGAGGAUUAGGUUUAGGGUCAAAGGAAAGUCAAGGGGGAAGCAACAUUUUUCGGGUUUGACUUUGACUUCUCAGCUCGAUCGAGUUGAAGCUUGGCCGGUCGAGUUGAGGAACUCGACCGGUUGGUCGAGUAGAUGGUCGAGCUGGUCUUCAAGAUGGCUUCCUCCUUCUUCCUUUGCGUAUCCAGUUGAGCUGCGUCCAUGCACCAAGUCCUUCCAUGCUCCUCACGUCCCAUAUGCUCCAGAAUGCUCCAAAAGACCUAUUUCAAAGGACCAAACAUGCAUAUGUAUGCAAAUGCAACCUAAAACUACUAUGAAUGCAUAA